This is a messenger RNA of Belonocnema kinseyi, 823 nucleotides long. RefSeq names its product translin (gene trsn). Bases 89 to 574 code for a protein of 161 amino acids. The record is from RefSeq and is a predicted model, not a curated record. NCBI's taxonomy places the organism in Eukaryota, Metazoa, Arthropoda, Insecta, Hymenoptera, Cynipidae. Gene Ontology annotation, molecular function: single-stranded DNA binding; sequence-specific DNA binding; RNA binding. The transcript has 4 exons. Gene Ontology annotation, biological process: RNA metabolic process. Gene Ontology annotation, cellular component: cytoplasm; nucleus.
UUUUUCCAGUUUUUUCAUUGUAAUACUUGCUCUGAAUGCAAUUUCAGCAAAUUUUUCACGAAAUAAUUAAAGAUACAUUACAGAAACGAUGACUGAGGAAAUCCAGCAGAUUUUCAAUUCCUUCCAGGACUAUCUAAACACCGAACAAGAUUUGCGAGAGGAAAUUCGCAUUAUCGUGAAGGAAAUCGAUAAAAGCGCCAGGGACAUUCUGAUAAUCCUCCAGAAUAUUCAUAAUGACAACAAGGAGGAAAACACGAUGAAAUCCAAGGCGGGAGAUGGAUUUCAUCUCGAUGUUGAAGAUUUCCUGAUGGGUUUGUGUAAACUCGCUAAUGAACUCACCCGUUUUGCAGUGAACAGCGUGACAAAUGGCGAUUUUAAUCGACCCGUGGAAAUCGCUCGAUUCGUCAACGAACUCAACGCCGGAUUUCGUCUCCUAAAUCUGAAAAACGAUGCUCUGCGAAAGGGUUCUGACGCUCUGAAAUACGACGUGAAAAAAAUCGAGGAGGUCGUUUAUGAUCUCAGCAUUCGGGGACUGAAGCCCGAAAAUGCAGAAGCUCCGCAGGAAACGGAUUAAUUUAACAGUUUGCUACUUUUUUCUUUUUAUUUUCUCUACUUUUCCAUGGAAAUUUUCGCAUCGUUUUGCGAACUUUCCUUAAAAUACUAAAGUCUGAAGUUCUUUUUUUUAUUUUGUAUUACGCUUAGAUUGUAGGGUUUUUCUAUUAUUAUAAAAUUAUAAACGCCCGACCAAGAUUCGUUGGCAAAGAAAUGGUCUUUAAAUUUGAAUCGAAUUUUUCGAUUUUUGGUUUUUGUGAUAAACUAUAUU